AGCGGGGUGGGAGAAGUGAAGAGAAUUCGAAGACGUUCACAUCUUAUUCCCCGGGUUUUGAACCGAUCCCCAAGCUGCGUCGUCUUUUUCGGUGAUUUGAUCUAGUUUUCGAAGCUAAGCUUCAGUUGAGAUCCGGAGCUCACAGAUCGUCUUCUUCGAUUACGUUUUGUGAGAGGCGAUGGAGGUAUUGCACAAGCGCAUGAGGACGACGGUAGGGAUCAAAUGCUCUAAAUUCGGCGGUUUCAAACUACAUCAUCAUGGAGAUCACCGUGGAAUUUGAUCUAUUCCUUCUAUUUUGUGUGAUAUUUCGUCUGCGAUCGAAGGAGGGGAGCGAGGGGGACGGAGAGGGAGAAGUCGGGGCUGAGGAGGAGGCGGCGGCUGCAGAGGAGGAGGCUGCCAUGGUGGUGGGGGGAUCGGAGGAGAUGGAGCUCCACAUCCAGCGCAUCAUGGCGCGGAUCGAUCAAUUCACAGAAAAGGUCUCGGAUCUGCUGGAAGCUGGGCGGACGAUCUUCAGGAAUCUGACUGCGGAGUUUGAAGACCGUUUGAUCUCGAUACACAAGGAGCAGAUGGAGAAGUGGCAGGAGGAGAUAAAGGAGCUACGUGCGCAAGAUGCAUCCAAUGAGGCAUCUCGAGCUCUUCUGCAGAACGCCCAGUAUCAUCUCCUUCAAAAUGUCGACAACGGCUCUUAAAAGGUGCAAACCACAACAAACGGGAAAAUUGACACCCCUACGCUUUUCUGAGGAAAUCCAAAACGGUAACAUGAAGAACCCAUUUUAUUCCUAUCACCAGUUAUACUUGAUCUCUUUUUUAGUUAAUAGUAUUGUGCUUUCUAAGUAUAGCUUUUCACAAGCAAGCAAACAGAAUUAGCAAAAAUUAUUUGGAUUUGAUUGCUUUUGGCAUCUAAAUAGCAAGCAUAAUUUCUCAAAACUCAA
Messenger RNA from Ananas comosus (pineapple), 932 nucleotides. RefSeq lists its product as uncharacterized. Bases 258 to 689 code for a protein of 143 amino acids. Lineage: Eukaryota; Viridiplantae; Streptophyta; Magnoliopsida; Poales; Bromeliaceae. The record is from RefSeq and is a predicted model, not a curated record. The transcript has 6 exons.